This is a messenger RNA of Contarinia nasturtii (swede midge), 3381 nucleotides long. RefSeq lists its product as uncharacterized. The transcript has 3 exons. The record is from RefSeq and is a predicted model, not a curated record. NCBI's taxonomy places the organism in Eukaryota, Metazoa, Arthropoda, Insecta, Diptera, Cecidomyiidae. The coding region runs from base 443 to 2707 and encodes 754 amino acids.
ACUAAAAGUGUCAUUAUCAAAGCUAAAUGCAUACCAAACGAAAAAUAUUGCGUUUGUAGCGGAAAAAGGAUAAAAACAAUUUAAAACAUUUCUCGCGUAUAGUUUCUGUAUGCAAAUCAUUGCCUAAAGAAAUAAAUCACAUUUUUUGCGACAUUACAUUUUGAACGUAUUUUUCCUGGAAUUGAGGCAAACACAAAAUACAAUAAGAAAGAUUUUGCUUAUGUCAGGCAUAUUUUCAUCGGUGUACUUUUCAUUUGCGAUACAAUCUAAGUAAACGUUGUGAAAUUUUGUUUGUCGGAUAAACGUUUUUAGGUUACAUUUUUUAACGAAUUGUUUUUUUUUUGCGACAUUGACUGGAGGCAUUUGAUAUAGUUUUAAGGGCUUGUGUUUUUUUUUAACUUUCGGGUAGUAGAUACGUAAGUACAUUGUAAAUGCACAAAAAAUGCCGAAUCCAAACCAAGAAGCCGAAGAGCAAGUUGACUUGCCUGACGAUUUUUUCGCGGAUCUCGCCGACGAACAUUUUAUUGAUAAGGUAAUAGAAAAGGGCGUGGUAGAUGAAAGUGAUGACGAUUUGAUGUCCUAUGUAAACGAAAUCAAUCGGCUACAAAAUGAUAUUAAAAUACGAAAACAAAAAAUAAAAGAAACCGAAGCCAAUUUGAAAGCACGUGAUGGUCGUCGCUCAUCAAGAUCACGUAGUCGUUCAAAUUCACGGUCCCGCCGGCGCCAUCGAAUUAAAGGAGAGGGAAGCAAACGAAGACGAUCACGUAGCUCCGAUCGAAAAGAUCGACGAAGAUCGAGAAGUUCCGAACGUAGUCCACCAAGUACGUCAAAACAAGGCCGAUUUGAUGAAUACAUAAGGGAGAAACGGUAUCCAUUGUCACCGAUACGCGGAAGACAAGUUCGUCGAAGUCGUAGCAAAUCACCAAUGCGUCCUCAUACCAAACGUUCAUCAUCUACCCAUCGAAAUUUAUCAUUUUUAGAUGAAUUGGCACAAACGUUUGCAAAAAAAGGACAAGCAUUUCCAGAACGAGAUGCACUUUUAAUGGGAGGCCAUGGUCAUAUGAACAAUGCGAUCGGCAUGGAUCAACCGAUGCCAAUGGAUUUUGGAAAUGUCGCACCAUUUGAUCAACAAUCAAUGAUUCCCAUGAAUUUUCCACAACAACAACCAAUGGGUUUUGGACAAUCACAAAAUAUGUUUUAUGGCAUCAAUCCGAUGAGCAUCAUGGCUGGUAACGCAAUUCUCCCGCAACCGACACCCUUUCCGGCACCUAUACAACUCCCUGAAGUGACGCCCAAUCCACUAUUACAACAACAAGCCGACGACAUGUCGGCGAUUACGUCGAACAAUCAAAAAGCAUUAAUUGAUCGUUGUGAACAAGCAAUCAAACUAAUUCGAGCAAAGGAUAAUAAAGUGCCGGUGAUGAAGUUUCAAUACAAUCGUACAUCGAUGGUUAUGUCAAAUGAUGUGGCCGGCAAAACGGUUAGCAGUUCACCACUUCAAACACAUUCCGCUUUAAAUGUAACAUUCAAAAUGAAUGCAAAAUCAACGAACUUACCAUUGACAAAUAACGGUUUGAAAAUGUUACCAAAACGCGUUAAAGAUGUUGCACAAUCGCUUGGAAUCAAUAGCAGUUUUUUAUUUGAAAAAAUGCGAACAAAAGAACUGAACGCACAAAUCACCGAACAAAUUUACCGAAAUGCCGAAUUGGAUGCGGAGCCGCCCAAAACUGGUGAAAUUUUAAUCCAAACAAAUACCAUACCGCAUCCAAUAAUUGAAACUGCCGAAAUUGGCAUACAAACAACCAAAUAUGAAUGUACUCAAUGCACUGAACGAAAAAAACGUACAAUGGUUAAUGCGAAUUCGCAGACAUUCUUUCGUGGUAUUUCGAUUGGCGUUCAAACAAACGAAAAAGAUUAUCGGGAGCCAAUCGUUGAAAUAUUAAGCCGAAUGACGGCCGCACAACUGGUGGCCAUCAAAGAUUUUGCAAAUAUUUUCGAUGAGCCCCGUCCACGCAACACAGAUGAAAUGUAUAAAAUGCGUGAACGAUUAAUGGAUAUUUAUAGUUUGUCGCAACGUGAUGCCGAUAUUGUAAAUGCUGUGGAGGACAAUCGUAUCGAUGAUUCGCCAUCAUUUAUGGAACAAUCUUACAGAGGCAGGGCCGAUAAGUAUGAUGGCGAAGGAUCGUCAAGGGAUUUUAGCCGCCGUUCAAAUAGUCCACGUUUCAAUGGAAGUAAUAUGAGCGGUAGAAGUUUUGAAAAUGAUCGCAGUGCAAUUGAUGACAGGCAACGCUUUAUGAUGACCGACGAUCGAUUUCGUGGAAUAGAUGGCCGUGGAACAGACAGCCCAUAUCACCAACGAAUGCGCAGCCAAGACAAUGAUGAAGACAUGCAGCGGAAGAGAUAUCUCGAGAUGGAACGUCAAAGAGAACUUGAACUGGAAAUAAGCCAACGUCGCUAUGAAGAACAACGCCGGAUGGAACAAGAACGUUUAAUUACAAUGCAGCCCAGUUUUCAACAACGAAACAUGCCAGCAGACGAUGACCUGAUGUUUAGAGACCAAGAUGACCGAGAUGUGCAGCAACGUCCAAACAUAUUCAACAGCAACAGCGGUAAUUUUGGCAACCGAGCUGGGGUCGGUACUAUGAAUAAGCGGGGACGUGGUGCAUUCCGUGAUAAUUUCCGAGGACGCGGAGGAGGACGCCGCUGAAUCACAAUCGAUUUUCUUAUUUCUUUACAACCAAUCAAAUGCUGCAACGAUUAUGGAGCGAUGAAUUAAUAUAUACCAUUGUUGGAAUAUUCCUCUUACAAAGUAGAUUUACCGCCAUAUUAAUAAGUAAAAGAACAUUAAGGUUGAAGUCAUGACAUUUCAUUUGGUACAAUCAACAAUUUAUUUUCAGAAAUGUUUCUUUUGCCUUAUUUCCGAAAACAAAACUGUUGUAACAAAAGAACACAUUUUACUGUUUAUCCGAAUGUAUCGAAACAUGACAAUAUCGUUAUGAUAUAAAACAAAUAUUUUUGAUUCUUUCUCGAUGAUAUGAAAUUUGUCUGAAAGAAGCAAAAAAACGCAUUUAAUAACACAUUUGGUCAGAAAAUGUUUUUUUCUUUAAAAUCUUGAACCAAUUGUAAUUUUCUUUUCAUCAAAGCAUACUUAAAAUAAAGAAUACAUUUCAUAAAAACAGAAGAAACCUUUGGGUUUUUAAUAAUCAGUGGAACCAUAUCGAAGCUAGGAAAAUUGAAAUGAAUUUGAUAUGGUGACUUUGAUUAUACGACUUUUUUAUUUUGAAAAAAGAAAAACACUUUUAUUGCUUUGAGCCUUUCUCUUCUGCAUCAUGGUCAAUUGAUGUUCUUACCGAAAAAUGUGCUCAAAGCGUAUAUUUUCGA